Messenger RNA from Rhincodon typus (whale shark), 873 nucleotides. RefSeq names its product family with sequence similarity 166 member C (gene cimip2c). The record is from RefSeq and is a predicted model, not a curated record. The transcript has 5 exons. Lineage: Eukaryota; Metazoa; Chordata; Chondrichthyes; Orectolobiformes; Rhincodontidae. Bases 218 to 802 code for a protein of 194 amino acids.
UGUUAUUUCCGAGGCAAACAUCCGUGCAAUCAUGGCUUCCCGUAGUGCCGGGACACUCAUAACUAACUACAACGCGACAUACAUUCCUCCUGCCUUAAUGCCAGGGCUGAGCACGGGACCUGGCAUUAGAAUGUGAUUCUACAACUUCAGUGGCGGCAACGUCGGUGAGGUAUGCCCAUCAGUGAAAGAUGGCGCCUGACGAUCAGUGACUUCAUCAAUGGAUGGGUCUGGUGCUAGCAGCAGCAAAGUGGUGGAGGAGAGACGGCAGCACAGAUACCGUGGCUAUGUCCCUACUAUAAAUUUUACAUAUGGUGAUACCUAUGGAAAUGCUACCAAGAAAUAUUUCCAAGAUUUCCGCCUGUCAGCUCUGAAUACAAGUCAGAGUCCUUACAGCAAAGGAGGGCAAUUUCCAACAGUUUACUCCAACGACCCCACCCUUGUAAUAGCAGAUCGGUCCCACAACCGCAAUAGAUGGUUAUAUGCCCCAAAAUGGUCCAGAUAUGAUGUGGAUUUUGACAGAAAUGAAGAAUUGAAAAAGUUUGAUAAGUUAGCCCAACAACACCGGGAGAACUACAAGGAUAAGACAGGCACUAUACGCAGAGUAGAUCAUUUUGUGAUGGCUGGAACAGAGGUGGACAAAUUCCCUUGUUUACCGAAUAUUUACCUGCACUGUCCGAAGCUGGAUGGAGGGAUGCUCUUCGGUGCUAAUGGGCCAACCUCACAAUUACGAUGCAGCCCCCAAAAAGUUCCUGACUACCAAGCAGGAUAUGAUCGUAAAACAUAUUUGUGUGAGGACAAAUGAAUGAUUAUCCACAAACAAAACUUUAUUAUGAAGCUGUUGGUUGAAUUGAAAUAAAGCAUUUUCUCUUCCCA